Condylostylus longicornis is the source of this 1195-nucleotide messenger RNA. It is a transcript of the gene Arf51F, whose product is annotated as ADP-ribosylation factor 6. Gene Ontology annotation, biological process: intracellular protein transport; vesicle-mediated transport. Gene Ontology annotation, cellular component: cytoplasm. Gene Ontology annotation, molecular function: GTPase activity; GTP binding. NCBI's taxonomy places the organism in Eukaryota, Metazoa, Arthropoda, Insecta, Diptera, Dolichopodidae. Bases 234 to 764 code for a protein of 176 amino acids. The transcript has 5 exons. The record is from RefSeq and is a predicted model, not a curated record.
AAGCUGUUGGUAAAUAGUUUAUAUGUGUUAAAGAAUGGAUUUAUCUGCUUGAGAGUUCUUGUAAUAAAUAUAUAAAUUAAUAUGAAAUUUGUUGAUAUUCUAAAAUUUUUUGUUCGUUGUCAUUAAUGGAAGUUUUUUUGUUUGCAAUAAUCUGGCAAUAGCAAUAUAUUUUGCAUUAGAAGUUCAAUAAAAUAGGAAUAAAACAAGUAGUAAACGCUGUCAUAAUCCAAUAUAUGAUGGGAAAGUUACUCUCAAAAAUUUUUGGGAACAAGGAAAUGAGAAUACUAAUGCUUGGACUAGAUGCUGCAGGAAAAACUACUAUUUUAUACAAACUAAAAUUAGGUCAAAGUGUUACAACCAUACCUACAGUGGGGUUUAACGUAGAAACAGUAACAUAUAAAAAUGUAAAAUUCAAUGUAUGGGACGUAGGAGGACAAGACAAAAUUCGUCCACUUUGGAGACACUAUUAUACUGGCACACAAGGGUUGAUAUUUGUUGUUGAUUGCGCUGAUAGAGAUAGAAUAGAUGAAGCCAGAACCGAAUUACAUAGAAUCAUAAACGAUAGAGAAAUGCGUGAUGCGAUUAUUUUAAUAUUUGCAAACAAACAAGAUCUUCCAAAUGCUAUGAAACCACACGAAAUUCAAGAAAAACUGGGUUUAACUAGAAUAAGAGAUCGAAAUUGGUAUGUACAGCCCUCUUGUGCGACAUCAGGGGAUGGUCUAUAUGAAGGCUUAACAUGGCUGACAUCAAAUCACAAAUUAUGAAAAACAUUUUUAUUGUGCAUGUAUCAAAAAGUAAUUUUAUUUUUUAUUUUGAAAAACGCAAUGUAAUUUAUUUCAGUUUUAUCAAAUUUAAGAGUAACUCUCGUUAUUUUAUUAAACUCUCAUAAGUAAUUUUUAUUAGAAAAUUAAUUUUAAUCUUUUAUUCAUUUUAUUCAUACGGCAAAUUUUUUUAGUAAAACAUAAAAAAAAAUUUUUUUAUACAAAAAAUAUUAAACUGAAUAAUCGAUCAUAUCAUCAAAUAUUUUGGUAUUAAUUUGAUGCAAAUAAACUACAUGUUGUAUUUAGUUUCAUGCAGUAACCUUAAGUCUUAAAAUUUCUUUUUUAGGAAAUAGUAAAAAAUUAAUCUGAUACAAUAUUGCUUCGAACAAACAUUCAUUUGCAUCGGAAAACUUCAACGAAAUAAGGUUAUAUAA